Molecule: messenger RNA, 819 nt
Organism: Arxiozyma heterogenica
Lineage: Eukaryota; Fungi; Ascomycota; Saccharomycetes; Saccharomycetales; Saccharomycetaceae
Product: carboxymuconolactone decarboxylase family protein
Exons: 1
Coding region: 1-819 (272 amino acids)
Source: RefSeq, a predicted model, not a curated record
AUGAACGAAACCCAACUAAAACAGUUAUUUGAGUAUAGUUUUAAACAAAACGCCAAGAAGGAAUGGUAUCUGUUAGCAAUUGCGGUGCUGACAGCUUCAAACGCACCAGAAGAUAUCGCUCAAAUUUUUUUAUUGGAGCUAGUAAGUUCGUUACCGGAGAAUAAAAGUAAAUCGACCGACUGGUUAAUUGAAGCAGUCAUUAAGAUGAUUGAAGAUCCAGUUUUGCUUAAUACCACAUUCCAUGAAGUGAGCUCGGUGCAAUGUACCAUUUUGAGCAAAGUUAAGGAGUGCAUAUUGAAGAUCAGUGCUAUUGUGGGAAUCCCAAGGGCCAUCAAUGGACUAAGAUAUGUUAGGCUCUAUACUCCAGCUUCUUUAUUAAGUGAUUCCCCAUUGCAGAUAGAUGCAAACACACAUUAUAUAGAUCGAACACACACAGUGAGGAAAGAUGAGGAUGUGGAGAGUACUGUCCAGGAUGUUUUGCAGAGAGGAAUGAGACAUUGGAAUACUACGUAUGGGAAGGUAUCGAAUAGAGUGAUUGAGGAUUUGAAUCAGUUUUACCCUGAUCUAUGGCAGUUUAUAAUUAAGGAUGUGUACGGGGAUAUAUUGUCAUACAAUGAUAUUGUAAGUGGGCCUGUGACCAGCCUGUUGAUGAUCAGUUGUUUGGUCCCGAUGGAUGUCAAUCCACAGUUAAGAGGACAUUUACGCGGUGCAUUAAACUUUGGAUGGGAUAUGGAGACAAUAAAUGAAGUUAAAUCCUUUGCGAUUCUUAUUGCACAAUGGCAUGGUAUCAAAUGGAAAUCUGAAGUGACAAAACUUUAA